Messenger RNA from Podospora anserina S mat+, 4626 nucleotides. RefSeq lists its product as uncharacterized. The record is from RefSeq and is a predicted model, not a curated record. NCBI's taxonomy places the organism in Eukaryota, Fungi, Ascomycota, Sordariomycetes, Sordariales, Podosporaceae. The transcript is spliced from 2 exons. The coding region runs from base 1 to 4626 and encodes 1541 amino acids.
AUGUCUUCGUAUUCCUGGCAGGGGUGGGCGCCUGGUGAUGGCGAUGUGUACGACGACACCUCGGAUGAGAGCUACCAUUAUUGGAACUCGGACUCGGACACCGAAUCAUAUCCAAUGGCCAAGUCGUUACAGAGUCAAGACGAAGUCCCAGAACCUCCAUCACAUCCUCCCCCAACUCCCAGACCGGGGUUUGCCCAGCUUGCUACCAGUACGGGCAAGACACCCAUUCCGCCUAUCCCGCCUAUUCCUACUACGAGCGGAAAUACCAGCAUAGGCCCUGUCAACGACCCCAGCAGUACGUACUCUGGUCCUCCUCAGCAUGAUGGCUCAGGGGACAUCAUCAUCACUGACGAGAUGGAUAUCAAUGACAUUGAGGCCGCCAUCGACGCCAGCAGCGAGAUGGCACUCGCACAGGCAGACGUGACCACGGGCUCCAAUCCAGUUCAAGGGGGAAAUUCAGCGAACGUGGAUCCUGAUGAAGAUGUCAACAUGAAUGGUGAUCCGGAUAGCUUGUUUGACGGGACAACAGCUGGCUUGUUUGAGGGUACAACAGACUUGAUUUCUGACCUCAUUGGGGACGAUACAUUAGGGCCUGCGGACGCUUCCACGCCCAAGAGGUUUCCGGUCCAGCAGACACAGGUUCAGCAAGUCGACACGACGCAGGUCCAGCAAUCCGACACGGCUCUUCAGGCUCUUGCAGAGCCGGAUCAUGACUGGUGUCAGCUGGCAAUCAUGCUCCCCCCCAGAACUUUUCGCUUGCCGAAAACGGGCGUAGAUGAGAAGAAUCUGGAUUCUACCCUCUGGCUUGACCAACAAAAGGCCGGUUUUGUCUAUAUGCACACCCUGAAGCCACAGGCGCCGACUGGCCGCGCUCUGUUGGUGUGCUCAAGGCAGACUGGGGAGCUCAUUGUCAACAAAAACAUUCAUGCGCACCCCUUGAUGAUUGAUUGGCGUUGGAACGAAAACUACAGACGAUGGUGGCAUUCCAAUCCUGACGAGGCCAAACGGGAUUAUGCCGGGACCAUUCCGCCCGAGAUCAAAUUUGCCCGGCUUGACGAUCCGCUGGUAAAGCGACGGCUGCCAGAGGAGGGGGUAUAUCCAAACUUGUUCGGUUUUGGCAUCAGCAACGGCCGAGGAGGCGUAGAGUAUGAUUCUGCCUUCAGGAGGCCGCUAUAUGUUGACGAGUAUUCGCUGUAUUUCAAGCACUUCAACGGGUACAAUCUCCGGAGUAUCCUGGCAUAUGCCACGCAGGGUCCAAAGACGGCGCAGCUUUGGAUUGAUGAGUAUUUCAUCUGGCACGUCAUGGAGCAGCUCACGUCCGCUGUAAUCUAUAUGCAAACGGGCAUCACACGAUCGGAGCUGAAGGCAGGGGAUACGAGGAAGAAGGAGAAUUGGAAGCCGUUUGUCCACCGCAACAUCCUCCCCGAGCAUGUCUAUCUGCACUUUGAGGAAGCAUGGGAGAGGGGUCAGAGUGAAUUUGACGUGAAUAAGCGGGAUGAGGACCCGGCGGAGAAGGGCAACUAUGUCAACGAGUCCCUUCGGCGCGCGUUCCCUCGUGUUGUGCUCGGUAGUUGGUCGCAGGCCAGCGAAUUACACAGCAGCGAAAAGGUGUACAAGUACAAUCGUGGAGAGCGCAGCCAGAUCAUGGCAAGGCUAGGGAACAAGGACGUCGAUGACCACACGGGACUCAGGCCCGAGCUUUGGGAAGACAUUUAUCUUCUGGGGGCCGUACUCCGACGCUUGGUCACUGUGUGGGAUGCGCGCAAGAGGGAGGAGGAAUGGGAGAAAUCGUGGAUAGACUACAAUGUCGAUGCGGGAGAAUACACCAUCGAAAACGUGAGAACUCCCGGCGGAAACAAACCGCACUACUCCGAGGACCUUUAUGAUAUCCUCGAGCUAUUCCAAGUGCGCUCCAAAAGAAUCCAAAUACAGGACCGGGCGAGCUGGGCGGAUGAACGCUACUGGACCCCAAAAAGGUUGCAGACAAAAUCGUUUGUAGAUGUCGACAUCUUGAUUGACGUCGUGUUCCCCAUAGCGCGUUUGAAAGUGCAAAACGAGAAAGCUAAGUUCCGGGCGAACGAGGAAACUGGCUAUAUCAGCAUACCAGAUACCCUGAUGCACGGUUGGUACGCGCUCACGAACCGCAUUGACCUGAUCCCGUACACGCCAGAGGGCCAAGACAUGGAGGAGGUCAAAGGAACAAAGGUGGCGUCGCGGGAGCUUCAGUUGGUGCACGGGACCAAGUAUCUUGUUUGGUACCAAUUCCACGCCCCUGUCACCAGCGAGCUGAACCCUGGGAUCACGGACUGGCUCGCAGUUCCGUGGGCGAAGCAGGCCAUGGAGCAGCCUGCCAAACUAUGGGGUGAAUAUUGGAACCAACACUACAGCGAUGAGAUUCGGGCGGCCAAUAUGGACACUCCCGAACGCGGGGGCAGACAUCGAAUUGGUGAUAAUCAUAUGGAUGAUUCCCUUGUCACGGUGGAUGAGUCUUUGACGGGCGAAAGGAGAAUAGCGCUCGAGAAACACAAGAGAAAGGGUGGAUUCAAGCCGGACUGGCGAGUCCAACGGCCUGUGUUUGAGGCACCAAGAGGUGAUGCUGCAGAGUCUGACGCUGACGAGUAUGAAGGCUACGAAGCUCGCAAGGAUGCCCGUGUCCAAGAAUGGGACGAGCUCAUCGAGGCUGCCAACCCGAGAGAUCCCUUCUUGGCACUCACGUUGGAACAACACCUGAAGCUGGGUGCUUACGAUGGAUGCGCCGGGCGAAGCGCGUGUUGUGGCACCUCUACCCCGUCGCAUUGCAAUACGACGACAGCGCGGAGGAAGGAGGUGGAGCUCCAGGCGACAGGACGGGAGGUGGAGGAGACACCUGAGCAGCGGGCUAUCAAGCAAAAGUAUCACGCCAUGUUGGAGAGGCUGGAUCCAAAGGGCGAGUACAAGGUUGGAUUUGCGCACAAGUUUGCGGCUCCACGGGAACCUACGCCGCCACCACCACGGCCUCCUCCUCCUCCUCCGGAACGGCAACCCACACGCUCCCAAGGAACACAAGGGGAUCCGUCACCACUACCACCCUCUCCCACCACAAAGUACAAGAGGGAGGAUGAGGCGCGGAGAAUAAACAAUGAUAUUCUGGCCACGCAGCAUAGACUCCUGAGAGACAGGUUAAAGAAGGUCGUCGACCAGUACACUGAAGCCCAACACAAGAGAGACAGGCUUGAAACGGAUGACCAUGAGUCGGAGCAAUAUCAACGAUUUGUCGAAGCUUCAGAAGAGGUCAAGGAGCUGGAGGAAAAGAUGAACCUCCUCAAGAAAGCUGAUGACAACCUGCCCAAACCGGAACAACUUGACCGGCAGAAGGAACGUUUGCAGAAGGAGAUCAAAAUGUUCCGCAGACGCGCUGCCGAGUUCAAGAGGGCGGCAAAGGAGCAGAUGACACUUCGCAACGAAAAGACUGAUGACGCAGCAGACAUGAUGCAAGAGGCGGCCACUUUGAGGCUCGAGGCUUUGGAGGAGGCUGAUCCGUCCCGGGCUGGCCAACUGGAGGACCGGGCAGACGAGUUGGACGAGGAGGCCGAGGCUCUGAUCAAGGAAAUGCUCCCGCUCAAGACAAAGCAGAGCGAGCUGGCGGACAGGGUGCGGCUGCUGGAGCUCAAGAUCAAGGGCCAUACGGAGGUGAUUGCCAAGAUUGAUAAAACGCUCAAGAAACAGCAGGAACCGGCUGGGGGACCCUCAUACUUUGCUCAGGGCUAUGAGGAGGCCAUGGCGGAUGAAGGUGGUGCUGGUCCCAAUCGCAAUGAUGGUGCUAACGACAGUGAUGAUGGCGAUGAUGGUGGCGAUGGUGGUGGCGGAGGUGGUCCAGGUAGAACCUUUGAUGGAGUGAACGAUUCUGACGAGGACGACAACGACGGUGGUGGUGAUAACAACAACGACAACAAACCCGACACCGCCACCGACCCCGAACCCACCCCCCAACGACGCACCACCCGCUCCGGGCGCGUAGUCAGACCGGUCAGCCUCUACUCCCCAACCAAUAACUACAACGCCACCCAGCAAGACUCGCAAACCCCGAGGAAAAAACCCCCUCCCAAAUCACCCCCAGGCAACACCACCAUCCCCCGCAUCCCAACACCCCCUCCACAAACUGGUCAAAAACGCCCCAGAAGUGACCCAGAUACUGCCGUCAUUAGGGAAACACCCCCGAAAAACCCCCGGGUGGGCGUGGCAGAUAAAGUUGAAAUCGUCGAAGUCCCCCAAUCUCCAGAUAAAAAGCCUCCCUGGGUAAACCCCCGAAUCGAGAUUCCUUGGACGCAACAAGAGACGGUCCCAGCUACGCAGUAUUCAAGUGAGGGGGGUGAUGAGGUUAUUCCUGCCACACAGCAGCCUGAGGGGAGUAGUGAAAAGAAGAAGAGGAAGACGAGGAGGACGAAGGUGCCCAGUCCUAUUGUGACAAAGGAGAAAAAGGGGAAGGCAAGGAAGGUGUCAACCCCGACGAAGCCAAAGUCUUCGCCUGGCAAGGUGCCGGAAGCGCCGAAAAAAACAAAAAAGACGCCGGGAAAGCGGGAGUUGGAGCAGCAGGUGACGCCGACUCCGAAGAGACGGGCGGUGGGACGGCCGAGGAGGUAUGAGUAG